GGCUACGGCAAGUCAGAGGUGUGUGUGUGUGUGUGUGUGUGUGUAUGCCGGGCCGCCCAGUCUGCCUCUGGCGGUGUAACCAUAGUGUAAGGUGGUGGGGACGAGUGAACAGGCGGAGUGCGUACCUCCUACACCCUCCUUUCCCAUUCACAUCCAGCAGUCAGUGGACCCCUCUUGGAGUUUAAGGUGUGGUGGUGUGCGGCGUGACAGGGACAACACAGAUGAUUAUCAUUCAUUAGAGAAAAACAAACGAAGAACAAACAAGAAGUAGUGUAAGCAAGAGUGCAUGUGUGUGCUAUGCCCGAGAGUGCACAAAGCAAACAAAUUCUGACAAUGGAGAUGAACGAAUCUGCUGCUUCUGUGUCCUUUGGCAAAAAGAAUGGCUGCUAUAUUAAAAGGAGCGUGGCAAUGCUACUAACGAUCCUGUUUGUGAGCUCACUAGUGGCAACAGGGCUCCUCGUCUACUACUUGGCACCCAAUGUCAACCAGACAUCAAACAACUACCGUGGAAGAGGCCUCGAACCUGCAGAAGGCGAUGAUACAAUAGAAGGCAGCUCCCCAGCCACACAUUCGUCAGACGAAAAAGUAAAGGACGUGAGGCUGCCUACCUCCCUCCGACCACUGCACUAUCUGGUUCGCCUUCAGCCUUUCAUCAGGAGCAAUUUUAGCAUCGCAGGCUAUGUGGAGGUGGAGGUGGAGGUGGUGAAGGAAACCUCUGUCUUCACUUUCCACAUGGCAGACAUCAUCACCCACAAUGACACAGUCAAGGUAGUGGAUGUCGAAAAUCGGAAUGGGAAGGGUGUGAGCAUCAUGAAGCAGACAUAUGACAAUCAACGAGAGUUUUACCAUGCCCACCUCCAACAACCACUGACCAAAGGCCACCGAUAUGUGCUGUCUAUGGAAUUCACAGGUUACCUCAAUGACCAGUUGCAUGGUUUCUACAGGUCUUCAUACAAAGACACAACAGAAAAUGAGAGGUGGCUUGCUGUAACACAGUUCCAGCCGACAGAUGCCCGCCGAGCCUUUCCAUGCUUCGAUGAGCCAGCCAUGAAAGCCACGUUUGAGGUGUUCCUGGCAAGGGAGACAGACAUGUCCGCCAUCUCCAACAUGCCCAAAAUAAAAAGCCAGCCAAUAGAAGGUCAGCAGGGGUGGAUGUGGGACCAUUUCAACACCAGCGUUCCCAUGUCCACCUAUCUUGUGGCAUUUCUUGUGUCCGAUUUCUCAUCAAAGGAGGUCACCACACAGAACGGAGUGUCCUUCAGGACGUGGGCACGAGAGACUGCCAUCAACCAGGCAAAUUACUCACUUGAAAUUGGCUCAAAAAUCCUCACCUUCUUUGAGGACUACUUCAGUAUUCCAUACCCACUCCCAAAACAAGACAUGGUUGCCAUCCCAGACUUUGCAGCAGGUGCCAUGGAGAACUGGGGGCUCAUCACCUACAGGGAGACAGCGAUGCUUUAUGACCCAAAGGUGUCUUCAGCCUACAACAAACAGCGGGUGGCAAUAGUUGUGGCACACGAGCUGGCUCACCAGUGGUUUGGGAACCUGGUAACCCCUGAAUGGUGGACAGAUCUGUGGCUCAAUGAGGGCUUUGCAAGCUUCAUGGAGUAUGUGGGCACUGACCAUGCUGAGCCAGAGUGGCAAAUGAUGGAGCAGUUCAUCGUAAUAGACUUACACAAGGUUUUCAGGCUUGACUGCCUUGAGUCCUCCCAUCCCAUCAGCAUUCCUGUUGGUCAUCCUGAUGAGAUAAAUGAGAUAUUCGAUACCAUCUCUUACUCCAAAGGUGCUUCAAUAAUCCGGAUGAUGAAAUUUUUCCUGAUGGAGGCAACCUUCCGUAAGGGUCUCACCAACUAUCUGAACACCAGAGUAUAUGCCAAUGCAGAGCAAGAUGAUCUGUGGGACUUCCUGACACAAGCUGCCCACCAGGAUUUGACACUUGCCAAGGAUGUCACUGUCAAGACUAUCAUGGACACCUGGACACUACAGAUGGGCUACCCUGUUGUCAAGGUCACAAGAAGUGCUGAUGGGACAUCAGCCACAGUCACACAGGAGCGGUUCCUGUUGAGGAAAGACGCCAACUCCACUGACACUCAUGUCUACAGGUGGUGGGUGCCACUCUCCUACACCACACAGGCCACUGCUGACUUCAGCAAGACAGCACCCUCAAGGUGGCUCUCAAAGACUGACUCUAAGAUCACAAUCCAGUCCCUCCCAGAUAGUAGGCAGUGGGUGAUAUUCAAUUUACAGGAGACUGGCUACUACAGAGUCAACUAUGAUGAAAACAACUGGAAGCUGCUGAUCAAGCAGCUCAAAGCUGAUCACACCAUGAUCCAUGUCAACAACCGUGCACAGCUCAUAGAUGAUGCACUCAACUUGGCACAAGCAGGUCAGUUAUCAUAUUCUCUGCCACUGGAUCUUGCUGCUUAUCUGAAAAAGGAAACCUCAUACACACCAUGGGCUACUGCUCUGGACAACUUGAAAUACAUUCAUAAACUCUUCUCCCGCACUGGAGCUUAUGGAGCUCUUAAGGAUUUCAUGCUCAGUCUGCUUGAGCCACUGUACAAGUCUGUUGGGUUCCAAGACUCUCCAACUGACCCUCAUAUUGACCAGAGCAAGCGAGUAAAGAUGUUGAAGUGGGCCUGCAAACUGGGUCAUGAAGACUGUGUGACCCAGUCUGUCAGCCUCUUCAAACAGUGGAUGAUGAACCCAAAGAGUGACAGCAUCAUCUCCCCAAACCUGAAGGAUGUGGUGUAUUGCACUGCCAUAGCUGCAGGCAAGAACAAGGAAUGGGAAUUUGCAUGGAAUCAAUACCUCAACUCAAAUGUUGGCUCUGAAAAGAGCAGAAUACUCAAAGCACUUGGCUGCUCCAAGAAAAUCUGGAUCCUGUCAAGGUAUCUUGAGAUGGCCUUCAUUGAGGACUCAGGCAUUAGGAAGCAAGAUGUUGUCCAGGUGUUUGAGUCUGUGGCCUUGAAUGAAGUGGGACGAGACAUGGCCUGGACCUACUUGAGGGAUCAGUGGCAUAACAUUACAGACUAUAUGGGCAGUGGCCUGUUCACUUUACCUCGGCUGAUCAAAUCUGCAACUGAUGGCAUGAGCAAGGAAUUACAUCUUAAUGAGCUCAAACAGUUCCAGUCAGCCAACAAAGACCACUUGAGCACUGCCAGGCGUGCUGUAGCCCAGGCUAUUGAACGUACUCAGAACAAUAUUGAAUGGCUGAACAAAAAUGGCCCAGUAAUCAUUCAGUGGCUAGCAGAUAAUGGUUACUCAUCAAAGCUCAGGAGUGAUUAAAAGUUUGUGUGUGUAUUUACCUAGUUGUAUUGUACAGGGCACGAGCUAAAGCUUAUUUUUUCCUGUUUCCAUAACCAUAUUUAUCCAGUUUCUCUUUAAACAUGUAUACACUGUUUGCCACAACCACCACUUCCUUCACAUCAUUCCAGAUUUCAAUAGUGUGUGUGUGUGUGUGUGUGUGUGUGUGUGUGUGUGUGUGUGUGUGUGUGUGUGUGUGUGUGUGUGUGUGUGUGUGUGUGUGUGUGUGCAUGCACACAUGCGCAUUAUUGAAGUGUGAGGUGUGACGUGCCUAUUCUCAUACUACUUUCACUUUCCGUAUAUCUUCAUUUUCUCUAGUAUUCCUAUACACAUCUUUAUUGAUACAGAUACUUUGUUUCUCAACAUACUCAAAAUCAUGUUUCUGAUUUGUUGCCCAAUUAUACCUUACAACAAAGAUAUUUUUUUAUAUUACAACAGGAAUUUUUUUCCAAUUAAUUAUUUUCUGCUUUUCUUUCAAAGUACAUGUCACAUUCAUUCAUUCUGUUCAACUGGAGGAAAAGAUUAAUUUUAAUAAGAGAACAAAGAAAAAGGAAGAUAUCACAAUAUAUUGCUGAGAGAAAAACAACAGAAACUUCCUGUGGACAGAAAAUAAAAAAUACAGUAAAAUCCCUCUUAUCCGGCAUCAACGGGACCAACAUGCCAGAUACUUGAAUAUUGCCAGAUACUUGAACAGAAGUGAAAUUAUGUCCACAAUCACCACCCUACACUCAUGCAUCUUACCAUAUCAAAGAUCAGCUGAUCGCCAUGCCGCGCGUCGCCACCCGCGCUGCCACCUCACACUCACCAACACACAGUUGUAGCAUUGGGCCUGUAAUUUUAACUCCUGAUCUUUUCAAGCUGAACCACUCGUAUAACACUUUGUCCAUCAUUUCACCAUGAUGAUACUGCAGUGUGUGACGAUUUUCCGCUGCCUUUGGGGUGUCGGUGGCUUUCAUGUAAUCCCGCAACUUUUUCGUUUGGGAUUUAAUGUCAUAAAUAGUUGAUGAGCCCACACCAUAUUCCGCCAUUAGUUGCUGUCUGCUUUCACCUCUCUCUAAUCGUCGACAAAUGUCUACCUUCUGCUUAAGUGUAAGCACAACACGCUUCCUCUUUUCUACAACUUUAGGCAUGAUGAAGGCGUCAGGCGAUAAACAGUGCACAUGUGGGACUGAGUCACUGAGUAAACACAGUGCAGUGGGCCGCGGGUGGCACGAAGCAGUGCGCUCUGGUGGCGAGGGGACAAAGUAUGCCUUACGCGGGAAUUUUAAUCGAUUUUAUGAGUACAUGUUGAUUUUUUAUUGAUUUUAGGGCUCGGGGAAAAAUGUGCUGGAUACCUGAAGCUGCCGGAUACUCGAAUGCCAGAUGAGAGGGAUUUUACUGUAUUGACAGAUUACCUGAAAAUAUAUUUCUUCUAAUUUU
Messenger RNA from Scylla paramamosain (green mud crab), 4725 nucleotides. RefSeq names its product aminopeptidase N-like. Gene Ontology annotation, biological process: peptide catabolic process; proteolysis. NCBI's taxonomy places the organism in Eukaryota, Metazoa, Arthropoda, Malacostraca, Decapoda, Portunidae. Gene Ontology annotation, molecular function: peptide binding; zinc ion binding; metalloaminopeptidase activity. Gene Ontology annotation, cellular component: cytoplasm. The record is from RefSeq and is a predicted model, not a curated record. The transcript has 14 exons. Bases 298 to 3288 code for a protein of 996 amino acids.